Molecule: messenger RNA, 13729 nt
Organism: Nothobranchius furzeri (turquoise killifish)
Lineage: Eukaryota; Metazoa; Chordata; Actinopteri; Cyprinodontiformes; Nothobranchiidae
Product: unconventional myosin-XVIIIa
Biological process (GO): actomyosin structure organization
Cellular component (GO): myosin II complex; myosin filament; cytoplasm
Molecular function (GO): cytoskeletal motor activity; ATP binding; actin filament binding
Source: RefSeq, a predicted model, not a curated record
CCGUCCGGUUGGGGUCUGGGGUGGUGGGUUGCUAUGCUCAGCGUUGGGCUGGGGAGCCUGCUCAUCAGCACCCCAGCAGAAAGGGUCAAACUCUGGUAACUGAUGAUGGUUGUACCCAAUGUGCAGCAGGGUUCCUGUGUUCUGGGGCAGCGCCUGGAUCUCUGGGACUUGGAGCUUCCCCCCAUCUCCUACGCAUCUUUGGGGGGCGGAUCUGUGGUCCCUCACACUCUCUAUUGGACGCUCCUAUAGAAAAACCUUACAUAAUCAAGCGCGUGCACACACAGGUGCUCACAUGGUGCUCUCAAAAGUAUGGGCUUAGGCACGUUCAACACAUGUCUUAACCCUUUGAUGCAUAAUGGCCACUACAGUGGACAGGUACUCAAAAUUGUUAUUUAUUUAUUUUUGCUAUUAAGCACAGCUAUUGAAGACUUUAUUGCAUUUGAACCCCUCCAUUUGGACUAAAGUAAGUCAAGCCAACAUAUUUCAUUUUCAGAAUGCACGCUGUCUACUGUGGUGGACGUGUAAUAAACUGUGUAAAUUAAAUGUUACAAAGAAUAUGUAAAUAUGAAAUUUGUUUCAUUCACACCUAAAGAUGAAUGAAAAAAAAUGUUUAAAAAAUCUUGGUUGAAGAUUUCAUAAUUCAUGCAUCAAAGGGUUAAGGCUGUCGUUGCCACUACAUGCACUAUGAUUUAUUAUCGUGUGAUUGUUCAGUUAAACAAUGUUCAUUUUAUAUAGGGCUGCACAAUAUAUCGAAAAAUUAUCGUCAUCGCGAUAACGGGACGUGCGAAAGCCCAUCGCAAAACACGGCAAAAACAGCGAUAAAUGUUUGGUUCAAACAUUUCCAUCUGUGUCAAACAACCAGCUCUGUUUUUUACGCGGAAGUAUUAUUUGACCAAUCAAAUGUAGUCCUUCUGACAUACGGCCAAUCAGAUGGUUCCGUUCACGUAAUACGCCCGCCCCCUACAUAGAUCCUUUUGGAAAGCAACACCCGAACAUUAGCGGCGCCAUUCCCUUGUUCGCCAUGCUGGCUCAGAGCAACAAAUGCACUUUGUGCUGAUGUUUCUGGAUUCAGCGCUGCUUUCAAACGUGAACGUGACUCCGCUCGGUGUCGUUAAUCAUUUUUACCGGGCUGACUCCGACACGUGCCGGUGAACCAACCCACCUUCAUGUCGCUAGUGUUAGCCCCAGGCUCCGGUUAGCUUCCAGCUAAAAGGCUACAGCACUCUCCUCCCAGUCCCACCCUGCUAAAGAGGGCCUGGAAAAGUUCCCCCACACAUCAAAGUGAUUUUUCAUUUAUGAGCUUUUAUAACCUCGUUAAUCAGGAUAGUUGAUUUGCUGCUGCACAUAAGCUGUCAGUCAGAAGCUCUGCUAGCCGGUUAUCCUAAGAGGAGCUAGUUCAGUUUGUUAGCUGGUUAUCAGAAUCAUAGUUGCAGUUUCAUCAUCUGAGCUGCUUUUUAAGAUCCAGGUAAACUUGUUCAAUUUGGGGUUAAAAACAAACGUUUUCACAUAUUUUCCAUGUAGUUUUUUGCCAGUUCCUCUUCUGAAAGGUAGACAAUGGUUUUUCUCUUUCCCUCAGAAAAUCUUAAUAUUCUCCUAGUUUGGCCCAGCACAGUUCACUUCCCAAUAGCAGCAUCAGCCUUAUAUCAUAACCACAUAAGUGGAGAAAAUGUUCAGUAGCAAUGAGAGAAUUUGCUGUUGCAUUGAAGUGAUGUUAACUAUUAUUUAACAUUUAAAGUCUUUCUGAUAUUUUUAUUUAUUCUAAAAACCCUGGUAAGGGAUGUUUUUCUGUAUUUGGAGCAUCAGAAAAAGUUUUAUGGUGGAGGUGAUGUUUUAAAGUCACUGAGAAACUGCAUGCAUGCAGUUUGUUGUUUUGCUGCUAAUACAGUAGUAGGUGCAGCUGCAUAUUUUUGCAAUAAAAAUGGUAUGUUGUAAUGGAAUUCAUGCAUUAGUUGUUGUUUGCUUUGAACCCAGAACAGACGUCACACGCCAGACGACAUCAACACUGCAUACUUUAGUAUUUGUUCAUUUAUCGUGAGUAAUAUCGAUAUCGCAAUAUUAAGCACUGCAGGUUUUCCUAAUAUCGUGCAGCCCUAAUUUUAAAUUUCACCAUAAGGUUGACGCGGUGAUAGCUUGCUCCUGAUGUAUUGUUGUGUGUCCCAUUUUUUAAAAUUCUAUUCUUUCUCUUUCUGCAGGUCUAGAAGCAGACACUUGUUAAUUAUUGUUUAUUUUUGUGGAACCCCCCCUUCCCCCCUUCUCCCCACCUUUUGUCAUUUCCUUUCUCUUUCACCUCUGACUCCGUGUCUGGUCGGAAUUACAAAGCAUUAAAAAACAAUUAAAAAAAGGUGGAAAAAAAACUUUGUUGGCAAUGAUAGAGAUCAAAUGUUUUCUGUAAGUCUUCGCAAGGAUUUCACUAUUGCUGGUAUUUUGGUCCAUUUAUCCAUGUGAAAAGUGGGAGGGUUAACUCCUCACCCCUGCCACGUGGACCUCAAGGGAUAAACCAUCAAUCCUGCUCAGAGGUCAACUUUCCUCACGGGGUUACCCAUGAAGAAAUUGGGAAGGCUUGAGCAGUGAUGUUUUGGGGCCGUCGGUGGGCAAAACGGACUUUUAACUCCCUCCAAAGAUUUUCAAUAGGAUUGAGAUCUUGAGACUAUAAACCACUCCAGGACCUUGAAAUGCUAAUUAUGAAGCCACUCCUUUGUAACCUAGGCAGUGGCGGUGCUAGAGGGCGCUAUAGCUACCCCUGGAUUAGUCAUUGCACCCCCAUAGCACCCCCAAGUAAAUAUUAGAUUUUUUUUAACGAUUUAAUUUUAAUUUAACGUGUGGAUGUGAUAAUAUUUAACAUACAAAACAAAAAUAAUCUGUAAAUUAUCAUGUUGUAGAUAGUAAAAACUUAAACCAAAACAGGAAAUUGAUGUUAACCUUUGACCUCAUUUUCUACCUGCAAACGAGUGAAUGGUAGAGCUAGUGGUAAAAUGAAUCAGUUUUUGUUGCCCAAAUUUCCACAGGUUCAGUCAGAAACGAAUGAAUCUUUGGAAGUGAUCUCAGACCCACUAAAACCUAUGGGUCUGGAUGAAGAGUCAACCCUCAACCGCCACAGCAGUCGAGGGUUUUGCCGCUGGAAAUGCUAACACUAACGUUAGCUAACCUUGCAACACUAACAUCUUCUUUCCACCAACAUGUAAGCAUCGAAAAAUGGCUGUGAUACGUACUUAGCUGUAAUUAGCCGCCGUUCUAAUGGACAGGUUCCUUUUUUACCGGCCUUGAAGCUUCAUGUUUUGGGCAUGUCCUAGAGUAUAAUGCUUUUAUCUCCAUUUCCAGAACACGUCCAAACUCUACAGUUUAGAUUGGGCCAGACAUGAAGUCGAUAGCAAAAACAGUGUAAAACAUUUGGAAACUUUCAAAAUAAAAGUCGCAAGCAGAUUUCCAGUUGCUUAACUAGACAAAAACAAAGUACUUCCUCACCUCUGUAAUUGAGGUAGACAGAACAGAAUAUAAACCUCAGACCUUUUUGGACACAGCCGUCUUUCUUCUUGCUUGUUAUUGUAUAAACUUCCAAGUUCAGGACCAGCUGCGUGGAACAGCAUCUAGAUCACUCUUGCGGGUUAGGGGUGGGGACUGGAGCUCGUGAGUAAAACGUCUCUAUUACGUUAGGCACAGCUUUUGCGUCCAGUGGAAAGGAAGGGGUAACACCGCCAAACAAACUGAGCAUUGUGAUUGGCAAGACACUAAACUUCUAAGGCCAAAUAUAAAUCAUUCAUACUCAAAAGGAUUUUUAUAGCACAAUUAAUUAUCCAAACCGUCUUCCAGGUUUAGCUAGGGAUUCACUCCUCAGAAUUCCUGCAAGUCCACCAGAGACUUGUUUUAUUUUUUAAUUACUUUCAAGGAAUUAGUCAGAAAUUGUUGUUGAAACAGAAAAAAUAAAAGCUGUGAAGCAUUAUUCUUUCCCCACAGUACUUAAUGAACCAAUUUUCUUUACCAGCCGUGUUUCAUUUCUUGCCUGAGUCAACUGGAACGCUGAAUUAGCUGGUAGCAGUAGCAGCCAAUCGAGUCAGAGCCUAAAAGGAAAUGCUCCGACGAGCUAAAACACAACUGUCAUCCUCACCAUCAUCUUUCCAUCUCUGUCUGCACCUGUUUGUGUUUGUGAAUAUUUGCAUGCAAAAGGUAAAGGAGGCAUUUCCCUCACCUGUGGCACCCAAUGGUAUACCAUCCUCUGUUGCACUGCCCCAGUCCGGGUCAAAUGAUCAAGAGUGUGUUCAUCCAACUGCAAAGAUUCCAGAGCUGAUCCCAUCAGAGGAAGACUACAAGAGAGUCAAGAAGAUCUUCACUCUAGAUGGCGAGAAUCGGGCUGGAGGCCACAAACACUCUAAGUCCCGUCUUGUUGAGGACCCGGUGGCCAUCCUUCAGGCGGAGCACGCAAAUGCGACUAAGGGGAAAUCCGAGGAGGAUAUAAAAGCAGAGAAAGCCUGGUAUAACACAGAAAAAGUGUGGCUUGUUCACAAGGAUGGAUUUUCGUUGGCAACCCUCCUGAAGACGGAGACAGGCAGCCUGCCAGAGGGGAAGGUAAAAAUCCGCCUGGAGAGUGAUGGAUCUUUAUUGGAUGUGGAUGAAGAUGAUGUGGAGAAGGCAAACCCUCCGUUGUUUGACCGAGUGGAGGACUUGGCCUCUCUGCAGUAUUUGAAUGAGUCGAGCGUGAUGCACUCCCUGCGGCAGCGGUACGGCAGUAACCUGGUGCACACCCACGCCGGGCCCAACAUGGUGGUCAUUAACCCCAUUAGCGCCCCCUCUAUGUAUUCUGAGAAGGUGAUGCAGAUGUUCAAGGGCUGCAGAAAAGAGGACACUGCCCCUCAUAUUUACAGCAUGGCUCAGUCCGCCUACAGGAACCUGCUCACCACUCGCCAGGAUCAGUCCAUCGUCCUGCUUGGGAAGAGUGGAAGUGGGAAAACCACAAACUGUCAACACAUCAUCCAGUAUCUGGUUACAGUGGCUGGAAGCACCAACAAAACCUUCUCCACAGAGAAGUGGCAAGCAGUCUAUUCCGUCUUGGAGGCGUUUGGAAACGCCUCUACUUGUAUGAACGGGAAUGCUAGCCGUUUCUCCCAUGUUGUUUCCUUGGAGUUCGAUCAGGCAGGAUUGGUGAUGUCCGCUUCCAUCCAGACCAUGCUCCUGGAGAAAAUGAGGGUGAUAAGAAGACCAGAGGGAGAAUCCACGUUUAAUGUGUUUUACUACCUGAUGGCUGGAGCAGAUAGCUCUCUCAGAACCGAGCUUCACCUCAACCACUUUGCCGACAACAAUGCGUUUGGAGUCAUGCCACAGACUAAGGCAGAGGAGAAGCAGCGGGCUUCGCAGCAGUUUUCCAAGCUGCAGGUAGCCAUGAAGGUUCUGGGGAUCAGCGCCGAUGAGCAGAGGGCCCUUUGGCUCGUCCUCGGGGCCAUCUAUCAUCUCGGAGCUGCAGGAGCUACCAAGACUGGCAGGAAACAAUUUGCACGUCACGAGUGGGCCCAGAAGGCUGCCUACCUGCUGGGCUGCACCCUGGAGGAGCUUUCCUCUUCCAUCUUCAAGCAUCAAGCCAAGGGCACCCUGCACAGAGCCGGCGCCAUCCGCCAGGCUCCGGAGGAAAAUGGCACAGCAGAUGCAGGAUCCAAAUCUACAGCCAUGGAGUGUUUGGAGGCAACGGCGUCUGGGCUCUACUCUGAACUCUUUAAUGUCGUCAUUUCUUUGAUAAACAGGGCCUUGAAAUCCAACCAGCACUCUCUGUGCUCCCUGCUCGUUGUGGACACGCCGGGCUUUCAAAACCCAAGGCUCUCUAAGCGCGAGAGCGGCACAACCUUUGAAGACCUCUGCCACAACUACACUCAGGAGCGUUUGCAGAGCCUCUUCUACCAGCGCACCUUUGUUCAGGAGUUGGAAAGAUACAAAGAGGAGAACAUUGAGCUCGCCAUUGAUGACUCGGAGCACAGCCCUUCUCUUUCCGUAGAAGUAGUCGACCAAUCUUCAAGCCAAGCACUGGUGCGCGCAGUUCGGACAGAAGAGGCCCGGGGCCUCCUGUGGCUCCUGGAGGAGGAGGCCCUGCAGCCGGGGGGGUCAGAGGAAACACUUCUCGGACGUCUCUUUAGCUACUAUGGCCCAGCUGAAGGAGAGAGCAAAGGUCACACGUUCCUUCUGAGGAGCGAGAAGGAAAAUCACUUCCUGCUGGGCCACAGUCACGGGACGGACUGGGUGGAGUACGACGCUCGUGGGUGGCUGAACUACGCCAAGCAGAAUCCCGCCUCCACCAAUGCUGUCAGCCUCCUGCAGGACUCCCAGAAGAAGAUCAUCAGCUCCUUGUUCAUGAGUCGAGCAGCUGGAGCCACCGUGUUGUCCGGUUCCAUCGCUGGCCUUGAGGGGACUUCCACCAUGACCUUUCGAAGGGCUACUAGCAUAAGGAAGACCUUCACCACAGGGGUCGCUGCUAUCAAGAAGAAAUCAUCUUGCAUCCAGAUAAAGCUUCAAGUGGAUGCCCUUCUUGACAUGUUGCGGAGGUCUAAGACUCACUUUGUUCACUGCAUCUUGCCCAAGGCAGAUGCUCUGCGGGCUCUUAGUGGAUCUCUGUUCAAAGGUGGGGAACCUGAGGCUCAGGGGGAGCCUGGAGAUCCUGGCUUAAUGCAGCUAGAUGUAGCCCUGCUCCGUGCUCAGAUACGUGGAUCCAAGCUGCUUGAUGCUCUUCGGAUCUACAGGCAAGGCUACCCCGAUCACAUGGUGUUUUCGGAGUUUCGACGGCGCUUUGAUGUGCUGGCCCCGCAUCUCACCAAGAAGCACGGGAGGAAUUACAUUGUGAAGGAUGAGAGGAGAGCAGUGGAGGAGCUCCUGGAGUCCUUGGAUUUGGAGAAGAACAGCCACCACAUGGGUCUGAGUAGGUUGUUUUUCCGAGCUGGCACUCUGGCUAAGCUGGAGGAGCAGAGGGAUGAGCAGACCAAGCGCAAUCUAACCCUGUUCCAAGCGUCCUGCAGAGGUUACCUGGCACGGCAAGCCUUCAAGAAGAGAAAGAUCCAGGACCUUGCAAUCAGGUGCGUUCAGAAAAACAUCAAGAAGAAUGGCGGCGUGAAGGACUGGCCCUGGUGGAAGCUGUUCACCACGGUCCGGCCACUCAUUAGAGUUCAGCUCACAGAGGAGCAGAUGCGGAGCAAAGACGAGGAGAUACAGCAGCAGAAAUUGAAGUUGGACAGAGUGGAGAAGGAGCGAAAUGAAUUGAGACUCAACACUGAUCGAUUGGAGAGCAGGAUCGCAGAGUUGCUGGCAGAGCUUGCUGACGAGAGGAGCACCAGCGAGUCGGCUUCCCAGCUGCUGGAGACGGAGACUUCAGAGAGGCUCCGCCUGGAGAGGGACAUGAAGGAUCUACAGGUAACAUCUGAUGCCAUGAAGAAGCAGUUAGAGUCCCAGGAAAUGGAGUUGAUGGAAGCACGGCUAAUGAAAACAUCAGAACUCAACGGAGAGAUGGACGACGACGACGACUCCGGAGGAGAGUGGCGGAUAAAAUACAACCGAGCCGUUCGAGAAAUGGACUUCAGCAAAAAGAAACUCCAGCAGGAUUUUGAUGACAAGCUGGAGACAGAGCAGCAGAGCAAACGACAAGUCGAGAGAAAGCUGGCUAAUUUACAGACAGAUAAUGAGGAUUUGCAGCGCUCCGUGCAGCAGCUGAAGAAGAAAUGCCAGAAGCUGACGGCCGAGCUGCAGGACACCAAGCUUCACCUGGAGGGCCUACAGAGCCGAAACCACGAUCUGGAGAAGAAACAGAGGAAAGUUGACCUGGAGCAGAGCCAGGCUCAGGCUGAGGUACAAAGAGAAAAGAGCCAGCGGGAGAAACUGGCUCGAGAGAAAGACAUUAUUACUGGUGAGAUAUUUAACCUCCGCCAGCAGUUGCAGGACAAGGACACUGAGCUUUGUGCCACCAAUGUGAAAGUUCAUCAACUGGAGGAAGAGUUGCAGGAUCUGUCCUCCCAGGAGUCCAAGGAUGAGGCCUCACUGGCCAAGCUGAAGAAGCAGAUUCAUGACCUUGAGGCGAAGGUGAAAGACCAGGAGGAGGAGCUGGAUGAACAGGCUGGAUCUAUACAAAUGUUGGAGCAGGCUAAGCUGCGACUUGAGAUGGAGAUGGAGCGGCAGCGGCAGAGCCACUCCAAAGAGAUUGAGAGCAAGGAUGAGGAGGUGGAGGAAAUCAGGCGCUCCUGCAGUAAGAAGCUGAAGCAGAUGGAGGUGCAGCUGGAGGAGGAGUACGACGACAAGCAGAAAGUCUUGCGUGACAGAAGAGACCUGGAGUCCAAACUUGUGAUUGCCCAAGACCAGGUGGGCCAGAGGGACGUGGAGACGGAGAAGAGGUUGAAGAAAGACCUAAAGAGAACUAAAGUUCUUCUGGCUGAUGCCCAGAUCAUGUUGGACCACCUUAAGAGCAACUCCCCCAGCAAGAGAGAGAUAGUCCAGCUCAAAAAUCAACUGGAGGAGUCAGAGUUCACUUGUGCAACAGCAGUAAAAGCUCGGAAGAUCAUGGAGAUGGAGAUAGAGGACUUGCACAUCCAGAUGGAGGACGUGGUGAAAACGAAGAUCUCUCUGGAGGAGCAGGUCAGCCGUCUGCAGAGGGAGAAGAAUGACCUGCAGUCACGCAUGGAGGAGGAUCAAGAGGACAUGAACGAGCUGAUGAAGAAACACAAAGCUGCUGUUGCACAGUCUGCCAGGGACUUGAGCCAGAUCAGUGACCUACAGGCUCAGCUGGAAGAAGCCACAAAGGAAAAGCAGGAGAUCCAAGAAAAGCUCCAUUCGCUGCAGAGCCAGUUAGAGUUCCAGGAGCAGUCCAUGGUGGAGAAGUCGCUGGUGAGCCGUCAGGAGGCCAAAAUCCGCGAGCUGGAGACCAAACUGGAGUAUGAGAGGACUCAGAUCAAGCGCUUGGAGAGCCUGGUGGGUCGUCUGAAGGAGAAUCUAGAAAAGAUGACGGAGGAGAGAAACCAACACAUUGCUGCAGAAAACCGGGAGAAGGAGCAGAAUAAACGUAUUCAGAGGCAGACCAGAGACAUGAAGGAGGAGAUGGCAGAACUGUCCAAAAAGGAGGCCGAGGCCAGCCGGAAGAAACAUGAGCUGGAAAUGGACAUUGAGAGUUUAGAGGCAGCAAACCAGAGCUUACAGGUGGACCUGAAGCUGGCUUUUAAAAGGAUAGGGGACCUACAGGCGGCCAUCGAGGACGAGAUGGACACCGAUGACAACGAUGACUUAAUCAACAGUUUGCAAGACACGGUGACAAAAUAUCAGAAAAGAAAGAACAAAAUUGGGGGGGAAACUGACACGGACUCAGAACUGGAGGACCGUGUAGACGGGGUUAAGUCGUGGCUCUCGAAGAACAAAGGCCCCAACAAGAUUCAGACUGAUGAAGCAAGUCUAAAGAGCAGCAGAUACUCAGCAAAUUCGGAUGCGAAGGAGACGAAAGAGGGUAAGGAGAAGAUGAGCGAUGGUGGUAAAGAUGGGAAGGAGGUGGAGCAGAGCCGAUCUGUGUCUGUCAUGAGUUCCCUCAGCUACAGGAAACGCUCCAAUCUGAAGGACUCCAUUGGAGGUACAGGGGACGAAAACUCCUUGUUUAGCACUUUGAAAGAACAGCCUGACCUUCCUGACCAUGCUGCCAUCCGCAAAGCCAAGUCAAAGACUGGUGAGGUUCAGGAGGAGAGGAUGAAGAGUUUAGAAGAUCUAGACGACAAGGGCUCCAUCAUCUCCCUGGCCUAUUCUGAAGCCACCAGCAGAGCCAGGAAGGGCUUGGAGUCCCGCUGGACAUCCCGCAGCAGCCCGGAGUUUGAUAAGGAGUCCACGGUUUCUUCAGUGGCCCCCAGCAGGAUGUCUACCAGGAGGGGCAUGUUGGACAUGGAUGAGGACAACAAGUCAACCAUCAGCAGCGUGAGCCGUUCCAGCCCCCGUUCACUGCGUCGCAGCAGCUCUCGCAUGUCAGUAGCCCGCAGCUGUGGCCUCAGCGAAUUCGGACUUCACGUAAAUGAUGACGAUGGCCAGAGUGCUGUUUUCAGUGAUGGUGGACACUCGCCUUACUGUUCCAUCAGCCGCAGCUUCUCCAUGCCACCUCAGCCACGUUCCUCAGAGGGAAAUCCAGCCAACACUUCCGACGUUAAAUCAGUCACCCACAAGAACUACCUGGACCCUGACUUGGAGGCUGCAAUCAAUGAGGUGUUGAGCUUCAAACCCAUCAAGUUCAAACGCAGCAAGCUGUCCGAGUCUAGUAGUGAGGAGGAGAAGAAAGGUCCAGGAAGUGAGGACAGUAGGAAGAAAGAAGAUGAUGAUGGCUUGGGCCGCAGCGCAUCGAGCCUGCUUCGCUCUUCAUCCAGCUCCACUCAGGAUUAUGGUAGACACAAGUCCAGGACCUCCCGCGCCUCCCGCAGUCGUAAAGAUAAAAAAUCUAAAACCUCCUCAUCGUCAAAGUCCUCUUCCUCCUCCUCAUCCUCCUCCUCCUCCUCUUCUUCUGAAGAUGAUGAUGAUCAUCGCAGCAGGAAGAGCACCAAGGGGAAAAAGGACAAGAAGUCUAAAAGGAAGUCCAGGAAAAAUAUAAGUGAGUCAGAAGAUUCCUCCUCCUCUUCCUCUUCAGAGUCAUCGGAGUCCUCCUCAUCUGGGUCGACCGUCUCCUAUCGAAGCUCCAGUAGUGUGAAGAGGAACCCGAAGCAGCAUUAUGAUGAUGAGACACAGAAGGGCGCUCGUGGACAAUCCAGCAAGAAGGAAGGCAAGAAGAAACAGAAGAAGAUGGAUAACUUGAUGAUGAAGUACCUCUACAGGCCCGACAGUGACUGAUACCGGCACUACAAGCCCUCCUGUGUACGGGAGACACCUGAGCGUUGGCAGAUCUGAUGAAGAGGAUGAAGCUGACCGAGACUCCAGCAGGCAGUCCCUGAGGCUAAGCAACAGUGACGGCUCAUUGAUUGAGAGCUCGUCGUAGUCUUCACUCAGCCAACCUUGUUCUGUCAGUGACACCAAUCACACAGGAGGAACAUGCCCCUCCACCCCCUACUGUAUUACCACUGACCAGCCGGCAAGGACACGGGAGGCUCAUGAAGAACACCCGCUUUAGAAAUAACACGGCUUUCACUUUUCAUCACGUUUAUUAUGGUGCAACCUCUCUAAGCGUGAUGCGAUCCUGCUCCCAUGGCUAAAAUUGGGCUUUAUUUUCCAUGACAACAAACUGAGUCAAUCACACAGAACCAAAUAUAUAUAUAUAUAUAUAUAUAUAUAUAUAUAUAUAUAUAUAUAUAUAUAUAUAUAUAUAUAUACACUAAAACCUGUCGUUAGCUUUAAAAACUUUCUUCUGCUGCUUUAUUUCACCACAGCUGCUUCUUUCAAGCAAAUUUAAGCUCUGCUCUGCUCACUCGCUCUCUGACGUCACUCUGCCAAGAGGAUUUAGAUAAGCUGCUCCGGCUGGACUUCUUCAAGAAGGUCUGACCAACUAUUAAGAUUAUUCUUAUCUCAUCUCCACCCACAUGGACUAGCACCAGAACCUCUACCAGUCUCUGUUAACGGUCUGGCUGUAGGUUUACACGUAGCUCAUGUUCUGAACACAGAUUUCUUUAUGUGGACAGCUGAUAAGUAAUAUAUAUUUAUAUAUAUAAUUAUAUCAUCUGAAAAUAAAUAAAUAUUCAAACAAAGCAGUUAAGUGUUUAAAUGUGACUUUUUCUGGAUGUUAUUACAUCUGGAAUAAAAUGCUUUGCACAAUAUUUGAAUGAAUGAAAUUCCCCUCCUUAAAGCUCUUAAAGAGCCAUUCUGCAGACACGUAUAUGAUAUUUAUCUUUAUUUUUAACCGUAAGAGGAAUGCAUGCUGGAAAGCUUUUGCUUCUGUGGCAUAAUUCCUGAAGUUGAAAGGGAAUACAUUUGUUGCUAUCACACAUGAGCUUUCUCACCGCUUGCUCGGUCUGGCUGAUGCUGACAUGCACGCAUUACUGGAGUAUUUUUAAGGUGCAUCAAGAUACAUAAGCUGCAGUUCCUUCACACGCUGCAGAAGUUUUGCAUUUGCUCUUCAUGUUAUGUGCUGCAGCAGUAGAAUAACUAAGGCGUGAUGUGUUGCGGGUUCAGUGUGCCUAAUAUCACCGUGAGUAGCUCAGGUGUUGACUGAAUAAAUUCCAAGUUUAUAAAUAAGCUGAUUUCCAGAGAUCAGCACCCAACCUUUUGUCAUAUUGGUCUGAAAGACUCUAAACUCAUUGGCCAGAGUUGAUCCAGCUGCACCAUCGAUGUGAAGAUAUGCAUAAAUCUGCACAAAUCUGCUGGGACUUCACACGGCGACCCGCAGGACCCAGAGGAGCUAGCGUUCUGGUACCCGGCAGCACCUGGUAACCCCCAGGGUACCCCACACACCAAAGCUGUGGUACAUGAUGUUGACACAAUGGCUGCUCCCUGUGGAGUUCUAUGGAAAUAUCCGAGAUCAAAGAACUUAGCCCAGCAGAGAAGCAGACAUGCUCUAAACUGUAAAAUCAGAUUGUAACAUUACUUAAAAAAAACAUGCAAACUAAUUGCGCUUAAAAUAAAAAGUACUUGGGAAUAGGUAGUAAUGUGAUGGAGCUACUAAUAUUUACAAAGUAAAAUGCACUUAGAUGCAAGUUAGUAACUAAGAGAAACUGGUAUAUAGUACUUUAAAAUUUGCUUACUUGUAUUUCUGAAUUUUCUAUACUUAAAGUGACCGUGUGUAGUUUCCAUGGUGAUCGGGGGCAGUAGUUGCCUAAAUCAUUGCAAGCAAGUAGUUUUCUUGUGUUCAAGUAAGACCUUGCCAACAGAUGGCCAUUAGGGUCAAAAAUCCUUGUGAGUGCAACCUCCAGCAAAAUAACAAGAACAUCAGAUUCCCUUUCAUCACUUGCAAUCAGUGAAGAGGUACAUGUGUAAAAGAACGUUUAUUAAUGCUGAAAGUUUUGUAACCAUUUGUUACAAAUCAGUAAACGCAUUCUGUCCUCACAGGCUUCCGUAGAAGGAAACUGCAUCCAACAUGGCGUCGCCCAGAGAUUUAAACCCGCACCCAAUUUUUAUGGUUAUGUUAUGAAACGGACAAAAUUUUUCAACAACUGGUAUCUUAAUUCAUUUACAACAUUUCAAUGGAUAUUUCCAGGGAUUAAUGGUAAAAACUACACAUUGUCACUUUAAGCAGUAGUAAACAGUCAGCAUACUUCUACGUUUGUUUUACUAGUUUGUUUUAUUAACUUGCAUUAAAGGACAUUUUAUUUUGGAUGCAUUAGUGACUCCAAUACAUCUAUUCCUGCAUGCUAUUUUUUAAGUGUAUUAAUAGCACUGGAUCUCGAGAAUAAAAGGGUCCGACUAUGUUGAUUUUGGUAUGCUAAAAUCAUCAGCUUAUUUUAUCUACAGCUAUCAAGUUAGAUAAGUCAACACAAACGCAUAAAAAAGAAAAAAAUGCCAGAGUGUUUGUGUGUUUUUUCUCAUGCAAAGUGAAAAAGUGACUAUUUGCAUAUCAGAAAAGGUUUAUUAGCAUUUUCUUUAUUUUUUUGUGCAUCUGACAUGAAUAUUAAUGCAGGAGAGCAGAAGUCUUUCAUGUCAGUGAUACCAAAUAGACUCGUUAAUAAAUAUAUUGGAUUCCUGUAUAUCUAGUUACCAUCUUCACACAUAAUGUGCAAAUGUUUCUACUCUAAUCAUAUAUUUAAACUGUGUUUUCAUUAUGGAGCCGAUUGCUUGUAUAUGGAUGAUUUUGGAGACAUUUUUGUGUUUUAAAUAAAUUCUGUUUGUACACAGA